AUGCUGUAUCUAUUUUGCUUCAUCGACCGUACCAACAUUGGCAACGCAAGGCUUGUAGGCUUUGAGAAAGAUCUCGGUCUCAAAGGAUACGACUACAAUGCAGUCCUUUCAUACUUCUACAUCUCAUAUAUCCUGUUCGAAAUUCCUGCCAAUAUGCUGUGUAAAUGGAUGGGACCCGGCUGGUUUCUCCCAAUCUGUACUAUCGGUUUUGGCAUCAGCUCACUCGCCUACGCGUACGUCAAGGACAUCCAUAGUGCUGCGGGAGUCAGGUUUCUCCUUGGGGCCUUUGAGGCUGGUCUUCUUCCAGGUCUGGCAUACUAUCUUUCAAGAUGGUACAGGCGCAGUGAACUCGUGUUCCGACUAUCACUCUACAUCGUCGCGGCACCCCUUGCGGGAGCCUUUGGUGGGCUUUUGGCUUCCGGAAUUUUAAAGAUGACCAGUGUUGCUGGCCUGCGUACUUGGAGAAUGAUCUUUUUUAUUGAAGGCAUUGUCACUAUCGGCGUUGGCAUCAUUGCGCUUUUCACCAUGACAGAUCGGCCAGGCAGCGCGCGUUGGUUGAGCGAAGAAGAGAAGGACCUUGCUAUAUCUCGACUUAAGUCGGAACGAGUCGGAGUUACUGAAGUUCUGGAUAGGAUUGAUAAACCAAAACUCCUCCGUGGAAUGUUCUGUCCGAUAACCCUGGCGACAUCUUGGAUAUUCCUGUUGAUCAACAUCACGGUUCAGGGGCUCUCAAUCUUUGCUCCAACAAUCAUCCGAACAAUCUAUCCAAAACAUACGGUCAUCUCACAACAGCUUCAUACUGUACCACUGUACAUCGCUGGGGCUGUCUUGACUGUUGCGAUAUCAUUUGCAAGUUGGAAAUAUGAUCGCAGAACUCUCUUCAUGCUUAUCAGCGGCCCGCUGAUUGUCAUUGGAUAUGUCAUGUUCCUAGCCACGAACAAUCCUCAAGUUCGAUUUGGAGCAACUUUCUUGAUUGCAGGGGGGGCGUUUCCAUUCGGGGCCCUUUGCAAUGCUCAUGUGUCAGCAAACGUGGUAUCAGACACCGCUCGGUCGUCUGCUAUUGCAACGAAUGUGAUGAUGGGGAAUCUUGGUGGACUCAUCUCCACAUGGUCUUUCUUGCCUAGGGAUGCACCAAAUUUCCCGAUUGGUAAUGGUCUCAACUUAGCCUCCUCAACGCUGGUGGUCAUCACAGCUGCAGCAAUGCUGGUUUGGAUGAAAUUUGACAACAAAAAGAGAGAAAAUGUUGACGUUUCCUCGAAACUAGCAGGGCUCUCUCAGAAACAGAUUCAGGAUAUGGAUUGGCGUCAUCCAGCUUUCAGAUGGAAACUCUGA
Molecule: messenger RNA, 1332 nt
Organism: Exophiala bonariae
Lineage: Eukaryota; Fungi; Ascomycota; Eurotiomycetes; Chaetothyriales; Herpotrichiellaceae
Exons: 3
Coding region: 1-1332 (443 amino acids)
Biological process (GO): transmembrane transport
Cellular component (GO): membrane
Molecular function (GO): transmembrane transporter activity
Source: RefSeq, a predicted model, not a curated record